AUGAAAGUACCCUUCCCUGCAAACACCCAAAACCCCAAGCCACUUACUUCCACCAUCACCGCCACCACCACCACCACCACCACCGCCGCCGCCACUUACGAGCCGAAAUCCGUCCUCGACCUCCGCCGAAGCCCGAGCCCGAUCUCCGAAAAGCCCGCCCCAGAAAUAUUACCAGACCCCUUAACUGAUCAUGCGCUGAUCAACCAGCAAAUUGACGAUUGGGAUUCUCUGAUGAGAGAAUUGGGCCUGCACGACGAUUCCGCCCCUCUCACCAAACCCAUCACUCACUCAGGCUCUCAACUCGCCCCGACUCAGUACUCAACUCACACCGACUUGCCACUGCCACCUGUCGCCAAUCCCCUUGACCCGGCUCAGUUCCUCCCGGACAUCUCCACGUACCCCGUGGCCGCCAUAAACUCUUUCGACAACGAAUAUAUCGGCUACGACUACGUGGACGAGCUUAUCCGACUCGCCGAGUGCUUCGACACCAACUCGGUCCAACUCGGACACGUAAUCCUUUCCCGGCUCAACCAACGCCUCGUCUCCCCCACGGGUAAGCCUCUCCAGCGAGCCGCCUUCUACUUCAAGGAGGCCCUCCAGUCCCUGAUCACCGGGUCAUCAACCCGGCCGACUCACCCGGCCAACUCGUCCGAAAUCGUCCAAACCAUCAAAGCCCAGAAAACCUUCUCCGCGGUGUCCCCGAUCCCGCUCUUCUCCGCGUUCACAUCCAACCAGGCAGUGCUCGAGGCACUAGACGGCUCCAACAGCAUCCACGUCAUCGAUUUCGAGAUCGGGCUCGGGGCCCACUGGGCUUCCUUCAUGAAGGAAGUGGCCGAAUUAAUCCCCAAUUCGGCUCGGGUGAAGGUGUCGGCAAUCGUCCCCGACGAGUACGUAAACGAGCCGCGGCUGAUUCAGGACAACCUGACUCAGUUCGCGCGCGAGUUGGGAAUCAGAUUCGAAAUCGAGUUUGUGCCAAUCGGAACUUUCGAGUACCUGUCUUUGAAGGCAAUCGACAAACUAUUCGACGGGGAGAGGGUGGUUGUUCUGGUUUCCCCCGGGAUUUUCCGGCGAGUGGGGACGAGGUUUUUGGGGGAGCUGCGCGGGAUAGCGGGGCAGGUGGUGGUGCACUUGGGUGUGGAGGGGUGCGCGGAGUCUGGGACGGGGACGUACAGGCAGGCGGUGAUAGACGGGCUGGAGUUGUACUCGACUGUCAUGGAGUCACUGGAGGCGGCGAAUUUGGACGGCGGAGUGUUUGCUGAGGAGGGCGGGGGUGAGGGGGUUCCAUGUGGCGAGGAGGCAGGGGGAGAUGGUGCUGUGCUGGCAUGA
Messenger RNA from Striga asiatica, 1326 nucleotides. The record is from the annotation of a GenBank genome assembly. Lineage: Eukaryota; Viridiplantae; Streptophyta; Magnoliopsida; Lamiales; Orobanchaceae.